CACAACAAAAUGGAUAAGAAAAAUAAAACGAAAUCAAAAUCGAAACCAAAAAAAUUGAAAUCAAACAAAGAGUCGAGCACCGCGUUGGAUGUGGACUUAUGGGAGCAAAACGAGGAUCGCUUCACAACUGUAGAACUGCCCGCCGGCGCAAAAAUGCCAAACAAUAGCAACACCAUCACAAGUGCAACCGUUAAGGGCACACCGACCGUCGGCGCCAGCAGCAAAACCGGCAAAUCUAUCAGCAUCAGUAUUGGUGGUGACGGCGGUGGUGGUGCUGAUAGUACACCAGGUGGUCCACCGCCGCCACGUGAUCCACUCGAAACGAUCACAUAUCCACCCAACACACCGACAACACCCGCUGCCAAGGGCACAAUUGGUGGUGGUGAUUCCGGCGCAGCAUUAAUUGCACUCGACACGGGCGAUGUGGGUGAACCGGAAAGGGGUAAUUGGACGGGCCGAUUUGAUUUUCUACUCUCACUACUCGGCUACUCGGUGGGACUGGGCAAUGUGUGGCGUUUUCCCUAUCUCUGCUAUAAUAAUGGUGGCGGCGCCUUCCUCAUACCAUUCACAAUAAUGUUAAUUAUCGCCGGCCUACCGCUCAUGUUCAUGGAACUGUCGUUCGGUCAGUACGCAGCUUUGGGCCCUGUCGCCAUUUAUCGUCGCUUCUGUCCGCUAUUUCGCGGUCUCGGCGCUGGCAUGGUUAUUGUCUCGGCCAUUGUGAUGCUCUAUUAUAAUUUAAUUAUUGCCUGGACAAUAUUCUAUAUGUGCGCUUCGUUUCGGCGUCAGUUGCCGUGGCAGAAUUGUGAGGCUGCUUGGAGUACUGAAAACUGUUUCUCCUAUGAAAUGGCCGAUCAGUGUGAUGCCGUCAACGGUACCUUCUACUUGCGGACAUGUUAUAAUAUCAGUUACGCAGAAGAGCACAAUAUUACCGAGUUGGCGUUACACGCGCUGAAACGACCACCAGCUGAGGAGUAUUUUACUAACUACGUGCUCGGCUUAUCUUCGGGUAUUGAAGAGACUGGCGGCAUAAAGGUCGAACUUGCUGCCUGCCUAUUCGUCGCUUGGGCUAUAGUUUUUCUGUGUCUCUGCAAAGGUGUACAGUCCUCAGGGAAAGUAGUUUACUUCACAGCGCUCUUUCCGUAUGUGGUGCUGGUUAUACUCUUCUUCAGAGGUGUCACAUUACCCGGCGCCAAGACGGGCAUACUCUUUUAUUUAACACCAGAUUUUAAGCAGUUGGCUAAUGCACAGGUCUGGGGUGAUGCCGCAGUGCAAAUAUUCUUUGCGCUGAGUCCUGCCUGGGGCGGUCUCAUCACAUUGUCUUCGUAUAAUAAGUUCUCCAACAAUUGUUACAAAGACUCUUUAAUCGUCGCCAUUUGCAAUAUAGCCACCUCGUUCUUCGCCGGCUUGGUUAUUUUCUCCAUCAUCGGUUUUCUCGCACACGAGUUGGAGGUGGAAGUGAAGAAAGUGGUCGAUCAAGGUGCUGGUCUGGCGUUCAUAGUUUAUCCAGAAGUAGUGACCCGACUACCAGUCUCGCCCGUUUGGUCGGUACUAUUUUUUGUCAUGUUACUUACACUGGGGUUGGACUCACAGUUCGCCCUAAUGGAGACCGUAACAACUGCCAUAUUGGAUAAAUUUCCCAAUUUACGACAAUAUAAAACAUGGGUUGUGCUUUUUGUUGGUAUUUUUGGUUAUAUCGGUGGGUUGGGAUUUACCACGAAUAGCGGCAUGUAUUGGCUGCAGCUAAUGGAUAAAUACGCUGCUAAUUGGUCGGUCCUCCUCAUCGCCAUAUCCGAGUGUGUUCUAAUUGCUUGGAUUUAUGGCUCGCAACGUUUCCUCAACGACAUACAGGGUAUGAUUGGCAAGCGUUCGAAAUUCUGGAAUGCCUUUUGGUCGGCAAUGUGGCGUUAUAUAACGCCAGCGACAUUAUUGUUCAUAUUAUUCUUCAAUUGGGUUGAAUACAAGCCAGCCUCAUAUGGUCACUACGUCUACCCGCUAUGGGCGGAUGCAGUCGGUUGGUUUAUUGGCCUCUUGCCGGUACUCUUCAUCUUCCUCAUAGCCUUCCAACAAUUCUGCAAAGCACCCAAACAGCUUACAAUCAAAGAGCGUCUUAAGCUUUUACUACGCCCCACAGCCGAGUGGGGACCCGCGGGACGACCUUGUGUCAAUUUACAUGCCGAACGCUAUGACAGUCAAAACUAUGAUGUGGUAGCCAAUACACAGGUACUCAUCAAUGGCCUACCCGCCGAUGUGUCGCCCUAUGAGGACAACAGCAAUGGAUAUCGCGACGAGGCGAUGCAACUCUGAGAGCGAGUGAGCGCAUCGUCGACGUCAGCGCUGGCGGGUAAGACGAGCACUGCUGUUGUGCGCAUGAGUGAACACGUCGACGAUGGUAUGGGCUUGCGGAUGAGUGCGGCUAAUGGUGCUGGAAAUGGUGCGGGUGGUACGGCUGGUGGCGGUAGUGGUGGCGGCAGUGGUGGCGGUGGCGUCGGCGGUGCAGUAGUGACGAUUAGGAAUGGCAGUCACACCGAUUACGGCACGGCAGUGGCUAUCAAGACAUCUAGCGCGACCACGACCGCAAAACUGCCCGGUCCCAGUAUAUUGAAGGGUUCGAAGAGCAAUCAAACAGCCAUCAACGGGCGUAAUAAAGCUCUCACACAGCCCGAGGCGAGUCCCAGCCGACAGCCAUUAAUAGAGGCGGAAUUGCGUGCGAACGAUAGUGUCGGCUCAUUCCUGAAUGAAGCCGCGGCGUUGGCUCAACGAAAAACUCAGGCGGCAAAUGGCCAAACGGCCGAGUCGGCUGAUAAAAUUACUAAAGUAACUGCCAGUAUUAUAUUGCCAACGAAACCGGUAAUAACAACUACAACGCCCGCCGCAUCCAACACAACAGCAACAACAAAAGUGUUGGUCGCCGGCACAAUGAGUAGUGGGCGGGAGCGUACGCUUACCACAUUCGGUGAGCGAGGUGUGGUGCCGGGUGCCGAGGCGGAGCCCGCAACAGUGACGAGCUCGAAAGUAAGUACAGCAACAGCAACAACAACAAAAAGCUUUGCUGUCAACUCAACGGGAUUGACUAAAGCGACGACAAGUACUGUCGGCGCCGGUUUAUCGAGCUCAAAGCCAUCCCCAGUUGGUGGCGUUAAGUCGGACAUAAGUCCAGCAAUAACAACAAAAGCUCCAGCUACAACAAAAAGUCAGCAGCCGCUCACAACCAAUACUGCCAAUACGAAACCGGUUGCUGCGGAGCUCAAAAGUGCGACGGCCGUGUCGAAACCCGCACCGUUUACUACAACAACAACAACAAUAACCACAUCGACAACAGCUUCCAAGCCGUUGGCUGCAACAAUUAGCACUGCAGCAACAGCAACAAUUACCAAACCAAAGCUGGCUGCUUUGCCGUCGACAGCAGCAGCGACAACAACAGUUGCACACGCCGUUAAAACGCCAAUUGUUGCAAUCACAACAACAACAGCAGCAGCAGCAGCAACAAAGCCGUCAGUGGCCGCAACGAUGGCUAAGCCUACUCCAGCAACAACAGCUGCAACAACAACAACAGUCGUGCAAAAAACAAUAACCAUAACAACCACAAGCCCUACAACUACAACAGCAAUUACUACACCGCCAGCGUCAUUGUCAGCAGCAAAAAGCAGUACUAUCGCCACAACUAAAACAACAACAGGCGUUUCGAAGCCUACAACAGCAACAACAAGCGCGUCUCAACCUGCAACAACAGUUGCUGCUUCCAAAUUGAUUGCUGAAAGCAAAUCCGCUACGGCAGCAGCAACAAUAAUAACAACUACAACUACUACAGCAAUGGCCGCCGCUAAGCCGGCAACAACAGCAACAGCAGCAGCAACAACAAACAAAUCGACGCCACAAGCAGCGCCACAACAACAAAUAAGCAAACCGCCAACUAUAACAACAAAAUCUACAACAGCCCCAACAACUGCCAAAGUGUCAGCUCCAGCUGGCACAACUUCAACAGCAAAAACAACAAUAACGACAAAUGUCACAAGUGCAAAUUUGACUAAAAUAUCAGCAGUAACACCAACAACAAAAAUAGAAGCAACUAAUACGCCAAAACAAACUACAACAAUACCAACAACAACCACCACCACCGCUAAGACAACAACAGCUACUACAAGUUCAGCGACCGCGGCUGCAGCUCUGCCUCUACCUCAGACGCAGCCAACGAAAAUUGCUGCACCGCAAGAAAUUAAUGCAAAAACAACAAAACCAGUUACAACAAUUUUAUCUACAACGCUGACGGCAGAUGCGCGCUUGCCGACAAUGACAACAACAACAACCACAAUAACGGCGGCAAAGGCAAAAUCAACAACUCCAACAACAACAUCGGCUGCAAUAACAUUAUCAGCGGUGCCAAAAACUGUAACAACAACAUCGGCAGCAGCAUCGUCUGCAGCCAUGCCGAAAGUCGCAGCUGCAAUAACAAAAACAACAACACCUCUUACGACCAAGUCAAUAACCGUUGUUACUACUACUACAACUACAACUACUACUACAGUUACUGGCUCAACGACUACAACAACAACUACCGCCACAAGUGCUGUAAGCCGAAAAUAAUUGUAAGUCAAAAACUAAUACUACUUUACUUUCGCUCACACACAUACACACACAUACGCAAAACACACAUAUAUGUAUGUGCGUAUGCUAUUUAACCUAGAAGAAUAUGAAAAUUUAUAACAGUAGACAUAUGUAUAUAUGUAUAUGUAUACAUGUAGGCACUCAAAAGAUCAACGAUUACACUGUGCGACAUAAUAUUGUGCCCAGAAUAAAAAUAUAUAUAUAUAUUUUAUUCAUCACUAUAAUGUCAGGUUCAAAUAUUAUUAAAAUUGUAGUCUGUGAUUUGUUUUUUGACGUCAGAGUUUUUCAUUAAAAAAAAUGUUUAACAAAGUGAAUUUAGAAUAUGAAAUACUAAAAAAACGAUCAACCUGAAAAAGAAUAUUGAAAAGUAAAAUUUUCGAUGAUUACCCAUGAGGACAAGCUACAAUAAUAUUAUCUGUUGAUCUAAACGGGUGACAGCCCUUGGCGGGAUAAAAUCCGAAUCAACUCCGGUACGUAGAAGCGACUGUCGUGAGAGUUGAAAGAGAGUUCACGACUUUCAGGCCUACAUUAAUCACCACCUACAACAACCGCUGUACAGGACGGCUUACCGACAGGCAUUAAACGCCAUUUACCGAGUAGCCGCCGACACCUUCCUGAACUCUUUCCCAUUGAAUGGCGUUCUCGAAGUCAAAACAGUACCCUUAGAUGACGAAGAUCUCGAGCUGUCUCGACAGUCUGGCGCUGCUUCGAUUUGGAUAUUGUAGUAGACUAAACUCCUACCUAUUAAGACUUGACCCCAACAAACUCAACAUAUUGCCUUCAUGCAAUGAGAUCCCAUACGACACCAACCACCACCACAUUGUAUGCCCUCUAAAGCAACUUACUUAACAACGCUUUCCCCUCUGUUCUGAACUCCUCGUUUCUUGGACGUCCCGCUAGAUGACCUCGCUGACUUAAACUGGUCUAGCUAACUCCUAAGCCGAGCUAGCGAACAACAAAAACAGCUUCACAAGCUCUUAAUACGCCCACCCUUAAACUUCUUCCUUUUUCUUUUGCCGGAAAAUGCGUCUUCAGCUCUUGGUAUCUAUUUCAUCCCGAACGUAGCGUGGUCGAUUGCAACGUUGCGUACACAAUUUGUAUUCUGCUUACUGCUGUCCGACAUUCCUCAUAUCGUGUCAGCAAUUUAGCCGAAGUUAUCGAAAUUCAGCUGUUCUUAUACUGGAGAUAAGUUGUCGAAGUUGCUGAUGGGUGCACUCACAUAAGAAGAGUUUAGCUUUCUAUUGUUAUGCCAUCAUUUUGACGUGGAACCUUCCCUUCUUGUAUUUGCAAGAUCAGAGUCGAUAUAAGGUCCUCGGACCCUACGUAUUUUUAAAACACUGCAUGGUUCGUUCUGGAGGCAGUCGAGUAGCUUGAUGAAUUUUCUUAUGGCGGAGUCUGGUGCUACACAUCGCCAUAUUUUGGAAGAAAAUCGACCUUUGUUGAUGUUUCGUCGUGGGGACUGGAUUUACCGGCCGUUAGACCGGAAAUGCCUUCUUUGCCCACAGUGGCAUUACAGUUGCCAGCGGUGGCAGAUACAUUCUAGCAUCUUUGAUUUACAUCGUACUUCUCCUUCGUGACAGCAAAGCAUCUCUAAGUUGAAGACCUUCCUUUUGUUGCGGAUUGCGGAUUGCAGCUAGACCAGAUUUGCACUCUUUUAUAUGACCGAUGUAGUAGUUUUAACAAAAUCCCACUAUUUUCUUUCCUCAUCUUGUACAUCGAACAUCUUGGACUACCGUGAUGUGAGCCUAUAGUCUUAUGAGGAUAUACACCAGCUGGCCAGCGGCACCUUCCCAAUUAAGGAACCGGAUAUUCCAUCUGCAUAUCCUCAAAUUGUGAUCCUUAGAAUUCCGUAUUUUUCCAUAUUUUUGUCGCACAGUGUAAGGGCAUUGCCUAAAUACCUAAAAUAUAAUACUGAAUACAUAAAAAAAAUCGAAAUAAUAUAUAUACUCGGUGCUUAUGUAUGUAUGUGACAUAAAUAGUUGGAACAAUAUUACUUACAUAAUUAGCAUUAAAAGUUAAAUUAAAAACAAUGAAUAUACGAACGAAAAUGUAUUCCAACAAAGUUAUAUACCCUCUAUGCAUAGUAGUAUUUGGUAUAAGGUAAUUAUAAAAAUGUUUCAGUUAAAUAUUUAGUAAUACUUUAACUCUAAGCAACAACAAUGGCGUUUAAUAUUAAGAAAAAAACCUAAAAAGUGUACCUAACCUAACUAUUUACUACUAUUUAAUAUGUUGCUAAAAUAUAUAUAUGACUAUAUAUAUAUAUAUAUAUAUAUAUAUAAUAUAUAAUACCAAAGACGUAA
This is a messenger RNA of Ceratitis capitata (Mediterranean fruit fly), 6902 nucleotides long. It is a transcript of the gene GlyT, whose product is annotated as platelet binding protein GspB. NCBI's taxonomy places the organism in Eukaryota, Metazoa, Arthropoda, Insecta, Diptera, Tephritidae. Gene Ontology annotation, cellular component: membrane. The transcript has 11 exons. The record is from RefSeq and is a predicted model, not a curated record. Gene Ontology annotation, biological process: sodium ion transmembrane transport.